GGCGAGCCUGGGAACUACCGCUGGCAUAGGCCGGUGUGUCCUGCCGCUAAGAUGGCGGCUCCCUUGGUGCUGGUGCUCUUGGUGGCCGUGACAGUUCGGGCCGUGCUGUUUCGCUCCAGCCUGGCCGGGCUCAUCUCGGAGAGGGUGGAGGUGGCGUCCCCUUUAAAUGCCUGGAAGCGAGGUGAGAGGCCUGAGGUUAGGAGGGGGCGGCGGGGGGUAGGCGGCGGGAGGUGGGCAUCUUCGCCCGCUCCUGGGGUGGCUCCCUCGAAGGAGGGGACCCCAAGCCCUCCUCGUGGGCUGCCUUCUGACGGCCGGACCCAGAACCUCUCGUGGGAAGUGGGGUGGGCGAUCUGCUGCCGCCCUUCGACCUGUGUCCUGGUGCUCAGCGCUCCUUGGGCGCGGAGAGGGUUUCAAAAAGUGCACCCGCGGGAGAGGUUGCCAGAAGGGCUCCUCUUCCCAUUGCAUGGCAGAAGCCUUUCUUCGCAUGGAGAAACAGUACUGUAAUUAAUGGGGGGAAACUUCACCUGUUGAAUUUUCCCCCCUCAAAUUUUUUUAUUGAUUUUCCAAAAAAAAUUUAAACAAACAAACAUAAAUCUCAACCGUAUUUAAACCAAACGUAGUAACAUUGUUAAGCGACUUCAUCGUAUCCUCCUGGUUGAAUUUCAGUGUAUAUCAUUUUAACGGUUUUCCAAAACCAAUAUUCUUAUAAAAUUAACUUAAUCACUUAACAUCUUUCUUUCUUUCCAAUUCAGCAUUAAAUGUAUUAAUUCAUCACAUUACAUAUUUAAAUCCUGGUAUUUGCAGGCUUUUCCAAUUAAUUUGUUGAAUUUCUUUUUACCUGUUCUUCAAGUCCCAAGGGCACAGGAGCUUGCAAAGUAGACGAAACAAAAAUAAGUAACUCUGUUUUCUCUCUGUACAGUUAAUGUCUGCAGAAAAGGGCCACGUGGUAAAAAGGUGUAAAUAGGAAGAGGGCUCUUCGGAGCAACAGAAAACAACCUGCUGAGCUCUAGUUAACUGUUUGCUGUCGUUAAAGGAUUACAAUUAAAGCCAUUCGAAUUUCUUUUUACUUUAUUUCUGUCCUCCUGUAUCCCCGUGAUCAAAUACCACAUAAGGCACAUAGAACAUUCAAGGGGUGUUUACCCAGCUUCUACCAUCAAAAAAACUGGUAGCUAAAAAUAUGAAUUCUCUUUGUAAAACUUCUGUUAUAAAAGAAAUAAUAAUUUGCUUUCUCUGUGUUAGUUAAUAAUGUAAAACUCUGGCAACUAGAAGUAUGUCAUCUGACAACCAGUACGGUACUAUGUACCAGUUAUAUCAGGCAUAGGCAAACUUCGGCCCUCCAGAUGUUUGGGACUACAAUUCCCAUCAUCCCUAGCUAACAGGACCAGUGGUCAGGGAUGAUGGGAAUUGUAGUCCCAAACAUCUGGAGGGCCGGAGUUUGCCUAUGCCUGAGUUAUAGGAAAUGCAUAUGUAUGUAUGUAUGUAUGUACACACACACACACAUAAAAUGGUCAGCAAAAUUUUCAAAACCAAAAACAAUUCAAUUCAAAAUGCUGUUUUUGACCUUUCAAGUGCAUGCGACAGCAAUACCUGAAGGAUCACCUCUCUCCAUGAGGACCAGCCCAUGCCCUGCGAUCAUCAUCAGAGUGUGUUCUCUGUGUGGCCCACCUGAGAGAAGAGUGGAGGGUGGCAAAACAAGAAGGGGCAUUUUUAGUGUUGCCCCGCCAUCUGUAGAAUGCUAUUUUCAGGAAGGUGCUCCUGGUGCCAUUUCUGUCAGUUUUUAGGUGCCAGGCUAAGACUUUAUCCAGGGCUUUGGUUAAUUAAAGUUGUCUCCUGUGGUGGUGCUCAUCAAUUAGUGGGAUGGGUAAGACUUUGCCCGUAUGAAUUUACUCUUGGAUGAGAAUUUCUAUGUCUUGUGUCUUUCAAAUUUACUCUGGUUUUAAAUUGUUUUUAUAUGCUGUGAUUUAUUGUUGUCAAUGUCGCUUUAAGACUUUUCAAUGUAAAAAGCAACUCAUGAAACAGAAUAACUAAUAAAAUAAUAAUAUAUAGGAUAUGUUUAAGUGGUGAAUUUGUGUUUGGAUCUAUAUAAGUGAACCCUCACUAUUUUCAAUCUUGGGCAUUUAAAUAUUUAAACCAAUAACAGUGAUUUUGCAUGUUUUUUUCAGUGGUUGAGGGGCUAGCCUUACUUGAUUUGGGCGUGUCUCCAUAUUCUGGUGAUGUAUUUCAUGAAGUAAGUAUUUAGUGAUUCAUUUUUAUAAAAUAUAUUGAAAUGCUAUUUAUCUUGGAAAUUCUGAAGUCAAGAGGGCAUGGUAACUGAUGUGGAGGGUCUUUGAGACACUGCACAGAAUCCUGUUACUCCCUUCUCACUUCUGAUAGGAUGAGAUGGGAUUGGCUGGUUUUAACAUUUUGGCAUCAUGCUAAUUGGUUAUUUCUGGUGAUUUGUCAUCCUUGGCAGAGCAGAGGUUGCAUUGUUUUUGUCCUUGGUAUAUUUUAAUUGCUGCAAAAAAAAAUUUAAGAAAAAGGUAUCUAAUAAAUUUACUGAAGUUAUAUGUGCACAUACAGUUAGUGUAACAGGGCAAUCUGGGGAAUGGAAGGGUUGUCUGCAUCUUUCAUAUCCUCAUCCAGCUUUUCCUCAAUGUACUGUGGAAGUUACUGAAUCUCUGAAUCUCAAGUAACUGAUACUUUUGCUCUGGUUCUCAAGUAAUUUAUUCUUUUAUUCUGUUGUUAUUCACUCUGGAAGUUUAUUUUCAAAUGAAAAGACUGCUAUAAAAUAUUAAUUAAAAUAAAUGAGCCAAUACAAUUCCACAUUGUGAGUGAGAAUUGCAUACAGGGAGCUCACAAAGAUCUGAUCAGGACUGGUCCAAGACUUCCUGAGGCAAAGGUCAAGAUGGCAACCUUUCCAUAUACAGUACAUGAGUUGCCCAGUCUGACAGCUGGAUUUUAUUUCAACACUGGUGAUGGUACAAUGCCAGCAGUAGCAAUUUUAGGGCAGUAGGCUGGCUUAGGAGUGCAGGCCAGGCCAUGUGACACACACAGCUCUGUCUUCCUAUAUCCUGCUGCUUCUGUCUGCUCCUCAGAACUUGCCACCUGAAGUGGCUGCCUUACUCUUACUCUGCCUUACAUUUAGAAGACAUCUGAAGGCAGCCCUGUUUAGGGAAGUUUUUUAUGUGUGACUUUUUAAUCUUUGUUGGAAGCCACGCAGAAUUGCUGGGGAAACCCAGCCAGAUGGGCAAGGUACAAAUAAAUUAUUAUUAUUAUUAUUAUUACCGUAUUUUUCGCUCUAUAGGACGCACUUUUAUCCCUCCAAAAAUUAAGGGGAAAUGUGUGUGCGUCCUAUAGAGCGAAUAGGCUGCACCGCUAAGCCCAAAGGCAGAACAGGGAGACGGAGCGCUGCGGAGCGCUCCGUCUCGCUGUUCUAGCUUGGGGAUGGCUGCGCGCAAAGCCUCUCCAGGGCAGCGGGGUGCCUUCAUCCCGCUCUCCUGCAGAGGCUAGCAAGGCUGUUCCCAAGCCAGAACAGCGAGACGGAGGGCUCCGUUUCACUCUUCUAGCUUGGGGACGGCUGCGCGCAAAGCCUCUCCAGGGCAGCGGGUGCCUUCACCCCGCUCUCCUGCAGAGGCUAGCAAGGCUUUUCCCAAGCCAGAACAGCGAGACGGAGCGCUCUGUCUCGCUCUUCUAGCUUGGGGACAGCUGCGUGCAAAGCCUCUGCAGGGCAGCAGGGCACUGCGCUCCAAAGGCUUCAGGGAUCUUUGAGGCUGGCGGUGGGGGGAAGCAGCGCUUCCCCCCACCGCGAGCCCCACACGCUCAGGUGAAUGCACCUUGAACGCACCUUGUUUUAGAGGGGGAGAACAAGAAAAAAAAAUUUUCCCCCUGUUCUCCCCCUCCUAUGGUCCGGUGCGUCCUAUAGUGCGAAAAAUACGGUAUUAUUACUCUACCUAAUACUAGGGUUGGCCCUACUCCCGUUCCUCUGAUCAACUUGAUACAAGGAAGGAAAUACCCAGGGGUUUUUUUCCCCCCAGGAACAGUUUUCCAUAAUUAUAAUGGCUAUAUAAACUUCUUUUGGGUGGGAAAUCCUAUUUGUCCAGUGUAAACUCAGAGGAUUUGUUGUUAUUUGUUAGCCUGAAGAAGGCAGCAGCUGACCUAACUAUGCAUUAUCAUUGGAGCAUGACUGGAAAUGUAAAAGCAAUUGGUGUUUGCUCCGUAAGAUAAAAGAGACGCAGGUGGUGCUGUGGGUUAAACCACAGAGCCUAGGACUUGCCGAUCAGAAGGUCGGCAGUUCGAAUCCUCACGACGGGGUGAGCUCCCGUUGCUUGGUCCCUGCUCCUGCCAACCUAGCAGUUCGAAAGCACGUCCAAGUGCAAGUAGAUAAAUAGGUACCGCUCUGGCGGGAAGGUAAACGGCGUUUCCGUGCGCUGCUCUGCUUUGCCAGAAGCGGCUUAGUCCUGCUGGCCACAUGACCUGGAAGCUGUACGCCGGCUCCCUUGGCCAAUAAAGCGAGAUGAGCGUUGCAACCCCAGAGUCGGCCACGAUUGGACCUAAUGGUCAGGGGUCCCUUUACCUUUACCUUUUACCGUAAGAUAAAAUUGAAAUUAGAGUGGUAGCUAAAGUACAAUCUUAUGCUUGAUGGGGGAAGGGGCAGAGCUUUCUAGUUUGGCCCUAUAUGCCACCAAAUUACUCCUUAUGCAGAUAGGCUCUAUAACUUGGGAGGGGAGGCAGGAGAUGUUCUCCACCUAUUCCCAUCCCCAACACUUUCAGAGGAAUGCUUGCUUGCCUCUUCACCAAAAUGAUAUUGAAGGGCAAUUGGUUAUUUGUUUUGGAGUGGGGGGCAAGAAGAGGGGCACAAAAGAGUUAUCCUCCCCUUUCCUCAAUGCUUGUGAGUCCCUACUUGUAAUAUUAAAGGCAAAGGCACAGCUUCUCCAAAGAGGAGGCUCUGGGGCUGUUCGAGUUGCCUUUGGGAAUAACAGGCCUCUUCCUUGCCCUUCUUUGCCCGUGUCAGUACAGCGUAUAUACCAGAGGUCAGCAGACUUUUUCAGCGGGGGGCCGGUCCACUGUCCAUCUGUGGGGGGCCAGACUAUAUUGGGGGGGGGGGAAUGAACGAAUUCCUAUGCCCCACAAAUAACCCAGAGAUGCAUUUUCAAUAAAAGCACACAUUCUACUCAUGUAAAAACACACUGAUUCCCGGACUGUCUGCGGGCCGGAUUUAGAAGGCGAUUGGGCUGGAUCCAGCCCCCGGGCCUUAGUUUGCCUACCCAUGGUAUAUACCCUUGUGGAGCACUUAACAAAGUACACAGGAAGUCAGGAGCAAUCAUAAAUGCCACAGCCCCAACAUCAGUCACGGCUGCAGCAUUGGUCGAGUCGCAAUAGGUUCCUAGCACAGAUAUGAAUGAUAGGUGGAUUAGUGGCUCUGCAUUACAUGUCAUGCCAUACUCUGAAGAUACCAUAGGUUGCAUUCAACUAAGCUUUACUCUGAGUAGACCCAUUGAAAUUCAUGUAGGUCUAUUAAUUUCAAUAGAUCUGCUCUGAGUAAAUGUUAACUUAAUGCAUCCCUAAGUAACACGAUUAUAUGAACCUAAAGUGUAGACUUUGUGUCAUUUCCUGGAAAUAGGUGUCUUUGUUUGUUUGUGUUGCUUUGAUUUGAAAGCAGUUUGCUCAGGUUAAUUGUAUUUCUCUCUUUGUUUCCCCCCUUAGACUCCACUAAUAAUAUACCUCUUUCAUUUCCUGAUUGAUUAUGCUGAGCUAGUAUUUAUGGUAAGUAUUUCUUUCAUUUUCAUCCACAGCUCAAUUGCCUCUCUUUCAGAGCUUAUUCCUUGUUUUACUGAGAAUGUAGAGUACACUUUCCUAUAUAAUAAUAAUAAUAAUAAUAAUAAUAAUAAUUUAAUAAUUUAUUAUUUAUACCCCGCCCAUCUGGCUGGGCUUCCCCAGCCACUCUGGGCGGCUUCCAAAAGUAUAUUAAAAUACUGUGAUGCAUCAAACAUUAAAAGCUUCCCUAAACAGGGCUGCCUUCAGAUGUCUUCUAAAAGUCUGGUAGUUGUUGUUCUCUUUGACAUCUGGUGGGAGGGCGUUCCACAGGGAGGGUGCCACUACCGAGAAGGCCCUCUGCCUGGUUCCCUGUAACUUGGCUUCUCGCAGUGAGGGAACUGCCAGAAGGCCCUCGGUGCUGGACCUCAGUGUCCGGGUAGAACGAUGGGGGUGGAGACGCUCCUUCAGAUAUACUGGACCGAGGCCGUUUAGGGCUUUAAAGGUCAGCACCAACACUUUGAAUUGUGCUCGGAAACGUACUGGGAGCCAAUGUAGGUCAUUCAAAACUGGUAAUAUAUGGUCUCGGCGGCCGCUCCCAGUCACCAGUCUGGCUGCCACAUUCUGGAUUAGUUGUAGUUUCCGGGUCACCUUCAAAGGUAGCCCCACGUAGAGUGCACUGCAGUAGUCCAAGCGGGAGAUAACCAGAGCAUGCACCACUCUGGCGAGGCAGUCCGCAGGCAGAUAGGGUCUCAGCCUGCGUACCAGAUGGAGCUGGUACACAGCUGUCCUGGACACGGAUUUGACCUGUGCCUCCAUGGACAGCUGUGAGUCCAAAAUGACUCCCAGGCUGUGCACCUGGUCCUUCAGGGGCACAGUUACCCCAUUCAGGACCAGGGAAUCCUCUACAUCUGCCUGCCUCCUGUCCCCCAGAAACAGUACUUCUGUCUUGUCAGGAUUCAAUCUCAAUCUGUUAUAUAUUGUACUCUUAUAAAUUCACACACACACAUGAAUUUCUAAGAGUACAAAAUACAGAACUGAAGAAUAAAAAAGAAAAAAGUGAAAGAAAAAAAAGGGGGAAAGGAAAAAAAUUAGAUAUAUUACAUCAAUCCAUAUUUUUUGUGAACCGCCCUGAGACCUCCGGGUAUCGGGCAGUAUAUAAAUUCAAUAAAUAAAUAAUUCUGUUCCAUCAACUUCCCAUCCAUCCUUCCAUGGCUCCCGAAAGUUUCCCAUUCCUGCUGCAUAUGCUAUUUUUUCCCUAACUAUUGAAACAUUCAAAUUCUACAGUACACUUUCCUAAACAAGGUGGUAGUUGUAAUUUUUCCUCCAGAAAGCCUUUAAUUAUAUGAUACUCUGUUGACAUGUGGCAUAUCUUAGAAUGGAUUAAAUCUAUACAUAUUUUUUCCUUAAAAAAAAAGUUAUCAUGGGAUGUUUGCUGUUUGCUUGCCAAGAAAGAUAGAAGUGGAGAGUUUAUAAAUCCCAGCUUUAUUGCUUUUUAUACUGCCUUAGAGAUAGUGAAGAAUCCAAAAAUUAGUAAUUUCCCAUUACUUUUCCUGUUGUGGUUCGAGGACCCGACCCCCGCGAUGUGAAAUGAAUACACAAGGACACGUGAUAUAAGGUUAAUGGGCAUGGAAAGGCCACAACUUUAUUGAUUACAGCAGUGAAAAGGUAUUGGCUUAGGCAUUGGAUCUCUAAAACACGUGGGUUUAUUCACCAGUAGGUGGAGCCUGUUGAUGCUAAUCCAACUAUAGGCUCCCCCCUGAUGUCACCGAGGGUCGUGCCAUGGCCUCCCGCCAAGCAGGCAUCGGACAGAACACACGACCGCCAGAUUCCUUUAACGGAAUACCCAAAAAUUGAAGGCAUAGGCGAUGGCCACACCUAGCCCUUCGACACACCACAACACAUUAUUCCAAUGCCUAACCUACCCACCAAUACCACGAAAGUUGUGACGAUUGCUACGAAGUAGGCGAAAAAACCAAAAGGCCUAAUGCCAAAUGGAAAAACUCCUACCAGGCCCCCUGGACAACCAGGGCGACCAACCUAAGGUCCAUAGCAAGGCCAAUGACCUAAGCCCUAACUCUAAGGGAGUGGAGGGUGGGUGACUCGCGACGAGACGACGGCGAAGAAUGAGGCCAGGGAGAGGCUGGCACCGCAGCAUAAGGCUGCUGAACACGCCCCCUCCGAGGCACCUGGUUGGAUGCCUGCAGAGGGGGCGUGGGCACCAGCCAGGUGAGGUGGAGGCAGGGGGCAACAGCCCCCUGCUAGGGGCGGUGCUCGGGCUCCCGCCCACAACCACUCCCCUCUCUUCCAGGGAGGAGAGUCUUUAUUAAUAAUUUCCUACCAAAAGCAAGUGCAAAGGUCUGGUGACCUCAGUAGGACUUCUCCCAUGUUAUAAUAUUGGAGUUACAAUAGUGUUUGUGCGCCAAAUGUAUGUAAAACAAAUGAUCAGAGGUGUGGCUAAUUUUGCUUGACUUCAUGGCAUUCCUGUCACGGCCAAGUUUGGAUUAUACUUUCCCUUACCUGUUUCCUAUGCAUAGUGGCCGAGUGAGAUCACACCUUACUUUCCUACAUCUGAUACCUCUGGGGUGUCCAUUUGUGGGUGUCAUGUCUGAAUGUGGUGUAUAUGUAUAACAUUCAUUGCAUACAGACCAAAAUGGCAUAGACUCUGCAUGUUGGGCCUGUAUGCAUUGCAUUUUACAGGUGUGCACCAUACUUGUCUUCUCAGUUGUGAAAUUGCAGUAAGAUUCUAAUCUUAAUUUACCGUGUGAGAGGGGUUUACUGCUUCACAAACAAAUACUUCUGCUAUCUGGUUCUAGUCUCACCUGAAUUCAAAAAGACCCACCUGUGCUAAAUUUUUCUUCUUCGUUCAAAGUAUCAGGUCACAGCUGCAAUUAUCACACAUUUAACAUGAUGGCGUGGUUGAGCUCUGAAACAGAGUUUGUCAAGCUGUUGGAACUCGCGUGGGACUUCAUGAAUGAGCUCCACUGUCGACUAGGUUCUCAAAAUGCUCCGUUUCCUAGAUCCUUCCAGGGAGAUUGAUGAGCCAAUGAUAUUGUGUUAUACCUGGGACUGCCUUUAAAUGUGAUCUAGAAACUUUCGUUGGUUCAACAUAGGGCUACAAGAUUGUUAACUCUGGGACUGGCUGAUAUGAUCAUAUUACACCAGUAUUUUACCAUCCGCGCUGACUUCCAGUCUGUUUCCAGCCCAAUUAAAAAUGCUGAUAGUGACCUUUAAAAUCUUAAAUGGCUUUGCGCAGAUAAUUUGAAGGAUUGCCCGCUCCCCGGAGGCCUUCCUCUGGCCUUUCUGCAGGUACUCCCACCAAUUGAGGUUUGGUGGGUGGCUUCCAGAGAGAGGAACAGCUAUGGAACCUCAGUUCUGGACUAUCCGCCAUACUCCACCUAGUGCCUGAAUUGUGGGCUCUUUGGUGCCAGGCAGAUACCUUUGUUUUUUCUCAUUUUUUUCCAAUCUUAAAAUUUGAACUGCUGUUGCUUCUCAUUGCCAGUUUUUAAUCAGUAUUUAUUCUUCUGCUGGCUUUAUUCUGUUUUGGAUUUUAUGCUUAUGCAGUAUUGUGGUUUGUUUUUGUUUUUUUGUCUUUUUACUGUAACCCACCUGAGGUAUACUGGGAAUUUUACACUUGAGAUGUGUAUUUUUAGAACCCACCUUAUUUCUGUAUUUUAUGUUGCUUUAAACUGUUCUUAAUAAUGUGUUUUAAUUGUUGUAACCCACCCUGGAACCUUGGGGUGAAGGGUGGGUAGUAAAUUGUAGUUGUAAUAAUAAUAAUAAAUAAUAGGGUGCUGUAUAAAUGAAUUAAAAAUAUAUAAAUCAACUCAUCAUAAUUUAAACUUGCAGGUAGAAGAAUACAAUUUUAAUAUGUUUUUGGCCCAUGAUGUUUGCAUUCCUAAACAUUGCAAAUUGCCUCAGAAGCUGAUGUUACUUUUUAAAAAACAUUUUGUAAAGUAACAUGUUUCAUUGUGAUCCUUUACAUUCUCAAGUGUUUUUCAUUAAUAUUGGUGGUAUUUUUUUCAGAUUACAGAUAUGUUGACUGCUGUCGCUCUCUAUUUGGCCGUUCAGGAUUACAACAAAGUUACGGUAAGUAAACAUGUGUCAUUUGUUUAUUUGGUUACUGUCCACAUUGAUAGGGCAUUUGCUGUGUGUUGUCUUCUCUUUCCUCAUUUUUCUUUCUAAUAAGCAUUUUCUUUACUUGUUGGGUUACCCACCUGCUAUGUGGUGUCAUUUGUAAUUUCAAUAUCUGCUCCCACAUAUUGAAAUUUACUGUCAAAGAUCUUCACAAUAGUUACAUUAUUUCGUAGUCAUUGAGUACUGAAACCACACAGUAUCACUCUCACACACAAAGAGAAAGAGAGAAUAAGAGGGAAGCAGGACAAUAAUUGGGCGAGAGAGGGCAAAAGGCUGCAUUUAACUCUGCUCAUGAGCUCCGCUUUUGUUUCUGCUGGAUUUACAUCCAAAUGCAUUUUUGCAGCAUGAUGUUGGAGUGGGAAAUUAGCCUUUCUUAGGCACAUGGCAAUACCUGUACCCACUCUUCUAGUUUUUUCAAUGCUGACUGCAGUGCAUGCCUCAUGUGCAGUAAGUAGGCAGUGCAGACCAGGUCAUACAGCACUCGCUGCUUUUCUUGCUGUUCCGCUUUGCCUUCCCAUUGCAUGAGCUGUGCUUAAACCAAGAAGCGUUUAAUUGACUAUAGCUUCCAAUUUCAUGCAAACUGGGAGACUAUAGUUGCCAGUGCCAUAACAAUCCAGGACAUUAAGUCCUGGUUUGAAGUUGGGUUAAUAUUCUAACUUGCUUGGAAGCUGGUGACCAUAGUUUCCCAGUUUGAACGAAAAAUGGGAAACUAUGGUUAAUUAGAGAUGUUAUGGUUUGUGUGCUCACAACAGAAAGCAGAAAGGGACUGUGGGUGCAGGGGGGAAAUAUUGUAAAUAUUUUGGCUUCAAGGUAUGAUUGUCCCAACUCAGCCAGUCUAGUCUAGUAUUCCAGCAGGACUGAUUAAUCCAUACCAAUCCCUUUGAAGUACCAUUGAACGGAAUAUGAAACUAAAAACCCUCUCUGGAAAGGAGAGGAUAAUACUUUCCUUAUGGUCAGUAGAAGAGAUCCUCAAUAUAGAUUGAUAUGCCCAUUAUCUUGGUGAAUCAUUUUCCAGUACAAAUAGGAGGCAGAGACACACAGUCAGUAUCCACCCAAUAAAUCUCAAUCUAGAUUGUGACUUGACCUUUUCCUUAUUAACUCAUGAAAACUGAAAGGAAACUACUGCAGCUGUAAUGCUUGCAAUUCAAGCAGUUCUGAAUGCUGUCUUCUGAAAGGUCAAUAUUGAUUUAUCUAGCGAGUGACAUUUUAAAUAUAUAAUUACAUCAAUAUAUUUCUAAAAUUGUCCUCAAAUGAAUCUGAUGUAGUGUUGAGGAGGGAAACUGCUGUGGUUUGUAGAUGUUCAUGUCACGCAAUAUACGGUCGUUCUGCCUGUGAAAAGCUAGUAACAAAAAAAUCUAAGUACUAAGUUUAUAAGCUUUGGGCUAUAGUAAAAAGAAAUUUUCUUCAGGCAGCACAAUAAUGAGGCUCGGUAACUUAUACAAAUACAGUGAUUUGUGACAUCUCAUUUUUCUUUCCUAUCUAGUUUAAGAAGCAAAAGCUACUAAUAGAACUGGAUAAAUAUGCACCUGAUGCAGCUGAGCUUAUUCGGACCCCCAUGGAAAUGUACUAUAUCCCUCUCAAGGUUGCACUGUUGUAAGUAUUGCCUUCACUGGGUAAAAAUCUUCUAAUACACAGAACAUGUAUUAUAUUGGGCUUGGAUCCAAAGACGUACUAGUGCAAACCUGUUCACACAGCUGGGCUUUCCUGUCUCCUCAUUCUGCCAAGCAUUCCAUCUUCUAACCAGCAAACUAUGGUUUGAUUAAGACAGGAAAUAAUGAAUUAUGCCCCAUCCACGAGGGGAGGAGAGGCUUGGGAAGGAAAUGGCAUAGAAGCCCACCGCUCAUUCACAGUUCUCAAAACUAUGUUUUGGAGCAUUGUCUGCUACACAACCAUCCUGUCCAUUCCAAAGGUGCACAAGACUGUUAUGGUUUGUGGUUUUCCCCUCUCUUUCCCCCCAGUAAACAUUUCUGCCCUUUCCUUCUUGUCCCUCCAACAAGAGGGAAAGAGGAUGAGCUUCAUGAACCCAAUGAAUAGUGUACUACCUUCUGCUAAAAUUGCAGACUUCUUUCCCAAAACUACCUUCACAAGUUUGACUUUCAGAAACAGAGAAUCUGUCCUUCCUCCUGCCCUGAUCCAAUUUCUUGAAGGAGCUGCCUAGGGCUUAUCCCAGGAUAGCACCCAAGGAAAGGGCUUUUAACUCACACACCUUAUCUUGCUGUGUCUUUAUUACUAAUAGUUUUAUUAUAAUGGUAAUGAUUCACCCAGAAUCUCACCUACUGAGCAAUAAUCUAUCUGUGCGUUCCUUUUGAGCCUAGUGAAAAGAAACAACUGAAUUGUUCGUUUUUAUUAUUAUUAAGGAACUGUAUCUUAAAAUAAUUAAAAAGAACCAUCCUCUGGAAGAUAUACAGUGAUGUGUGUGUGCUUUUUAAUCUUGUAAUCUCUCAGCCGCUCUAACUCAGCUGUGUUCAAGGCUUGCAACACCUCCCACAAAGCCUGCCACCCACACAGUUGCAAUCCAGCCCAUUGUAAGUGUUCUCCUGUUAGCACAUAAUUGUCCUUGAAUCAUCUUCUCUGUGUUCCCUUAAUUUCUUUAAUAAAACCUAUUCAGUGGCAGACCAUAUUUUUUCUUAAAGAUGUUGCAUGCUAUUUUCUCCCUGUUUUUACUGUUUAUCCAUUACCAAAUGUGGAAGGACACGUAUUAGUAAUUGUAUAUUAAGAAAUGGGGCCUCCAUCAAGGUGUUACUCAUCUCUCAGUAAGACUGCUUCUGUUCAGUGUGCCAGCCAACCAGCCAGCCAGCCAUGCCCUCUUCCCCCAGGCCAUUCCACUCAGUCUUUCCCCAGUUUUCUAUUUUUCUUUUCUUGCAGAAAACUGAACAUGCUCAGUCCUUAUUGAGCUUUUCUGGGAGGGAGCUGCCCCUUUGGGGUCUUCCUGUACUCUGGCAAAACUCAGGGUUUCCCUGCGCAUUUUGAUACCCCCCUUUUGUUUCUCAGUGACCAUUGUUAGCUACAACAAUGUUUUAAUAUUCUGUUGGGAGCUGCCCAGAAUGGCUGGGGAAACCCAGCCAGAUGGGUGGGGUAUAAAUAAAUUUAUUAUUAUUAUUAUUAUUAUUAUUAUUACAUUCACCACCUGAAUUUACAAUUAGAGGGAAUGAUAGGUAGGUGAAGUCUCAAGGUCUGAAAGGCUCGCAGCCUGAUAGUGCAAUCACAUACACGUCUGCUCAGAAGUACAUCCCACUGGCUUCAUUCCCAGAUAAGUGUGUACAAAAUUGUAGUCUUAGUCAAAAAGAAUAUGCAUAAAUGAAAGAAGAAAUGCAUAGGGGGAAAGGGAAAACAUAAUCUUUCUAAUACUUCAUCAACCUGGUUCCCAUGUAACGCUAAGCCAAACCAUGAUGUAUCUUACGUAAGCAAACCUUGGUUCCCAAAGAGAACAUGGUGGCUACUCUGGUCCUGCUCUGGUCCUAUCGCUACCAUACUGUGAGAUAAGCCAUGCUUUGGGUCAGGGUUACAUUUGACAGUGGGCUGAUGGUUUAUCUCCCCCAGACAAACCAUGAUUGCUGAAUCAUAGGAAACAAACUUGCUACAGCUCAUGGUUUGUCUUGAGCCACAAACUCUGGUUCAAAUGUAAUGCUAGGCCAAACCAUGGCAUAGCUCACAGUAGUGCAGCUUCAGCAGCGAGACAGGUGGAGGAGCAAAGCAACCAUGAUCUUUUCUUUAGGAACCCACACAUUUGCUCGUUUGCACUACUAAACCAUGGUUUGGCUUAGUGUUGCGUGCAAACUGAACGAGUAUAAAAUAUAUCAAUCCAGCCCUUUCAAACUCACAUUUUUUAGUUCCGCUACAUAUAAAGUUUCCAUUCCUCUACCCAUCCUAAUCUCACCCCCUGCCAAUCUCACUUUGCGUUCAAAAGGUCAGUUUCCCCUAUUACAUCAUCACGCUUCCGAAUGAGAUUGCAUUUUAAAUGUACUCUUUCUCCUCUAACAUUCUCCUUUCCUCCUUAGACUCUUGUAAUUGUCUUGUACUGUGCUGGAAAAUAGGUUUGUCUGCAAGGGCAGUACUUAACUUGGCAGGGUCCCAAAGGUACCAUUUCAGUUCAGGGUCUUGGAUGACAAAGCAUGUGCAACCCAGAAAUAAAAAAGAGAUGGCAGAAUCCUGAUUGCUUGGGGUUUGUUUUAACUCCUUAUCUGCAGCUGCUUAUUUUAUAGAGUGCCCUUAAUGUACAGAGUAACAUAAGCAAAAAGAAAAAGUACAAGUCUCUACCCUAAGCAGCUUAUAACCUCCUUUUGAUGAAGGAGAAGGAAAGGAGAAGCUAGAUAAGCAAAGGGUGAAUGUGCAAAUACAAUUAUGCAUAAUUAAGGUUUGUAUCGGCUGGGGAUGCAAAUACAGGGUUAGGCCAAAGGUUUCACAGAAGAACUAGGUCAGAGGAUGAAGUGGGAGAUAGAGUAGGCAUUCUGGGACCUUGACUUUGCAUUUUUGCUCUUUUCCAGUUAUCUCUUGAAUCCAUAUACUGUGAUGUCUUGCGUUGCAAAGUCCACUUGUGCCAUCAACAAUACCGUAAUUGCAUUCUUCAUUUUGGCAACGAUUAAAGGUAAUUGAUGUGGGGGAAAUGGGCAUACCUCUCAGUUUUUCUUUUUAUAACAUUUGAAAAAUGUGCCACUUUAAAUGAGGAAAAUAAGUGUGUGGUUGUGUUUGAGCUGUCAGGCAAACCAGAUCGCAGAUAGGUUUGUGGUUCUGCAGUCUUUGAUGUCACAACUGAAAACCUUUUCGGUCUGAAGGCCACAUUCACUUCUGGGCAGCUUUCUGAGAGCCACAUUGCCAGUUGUGGGCGGGGCCAGAGGCAAAAAUGGACUUCCGCUUGUGCAGUGGGUCUUCAUCCCCCCCCCCCCAUGCCCUACAUGCCCCCUGAAAUUGGCUUGGGGGGUGUAGUAUUGUCAGGUUAACAGCACACAGAGGGAGGAGAGGGAAGACCAUUCCAUCUGGCGAUCUGCAAUGUUUACAUGGAGGGAAUGUUUUUCUUAGCACCCUUCAAUCUCCUUUUUUGACCAAAUGCUUCCAUUUUAGAAGCCCGUUUGAGUAUGGAAAUUCUAGUGAUUAUCAGCUGUCGCAAUUAUUUUGUUUUCCUGUUUUGCAGGUAGUGCCUUGCUCAGUGCUGUAUUUCUGGCCUUAGCAACAUACCAGUCCCUGUACCCUCUCACCUUGUUUGCACCAGCCGUUCUGUAUUUAUUGCAGGUAAACAUUCUACAGGAGCAAAAACUAUGUUUUUAAUACAGCUUCUGCUAUCAACCAUCAGCAAACAGAAAGAGCAGCAAGCACAAACCAAUAGGUACCACAAUGGCACCAGUUGCCAACAGUUUGCAAGACUUCCUUGGGGGCAGAUGGCUCAAACUGGAAAGCAACCUGCAAGUUGUUUUCAGCUCGCCAUGGCUGGGACAGAUCACUCUUCCAUUCUCUUGUGGCCAAUGUUACUGAGCAAAUUGUGAAACGCCAGGCAUUUGCCUGUGCUGAUCUAGCUAAAGUGGGGAGAGUUUUGAUGACUGUCUUUUCUUCUGAAUCAACUAAGUCUAGGAAGGCCCUGCAGUUGGCAACAAUUCUCUUUCCUGCCCUUCUGUAGAAGAUGACAAGCAUCUGACUUCUCUUUUUCUGAAUGUUGAUCUGAGUCCCUGAGGGAGUCAGAUGCAUUUGCAAUCUUUAAUUGUUCAUGUAUCUACACAGCCCUGUAAAACAGAUUAAAUGAGGUUCUCAGUCAGAGGGCACAGGAUAUUUCCCCAAGAUUUGGGGAUUGAUAAUAAAAUUUUGCAAACCAUUUUUUAGUGGUUUUUAGCCCAUUGUUACCCUACCAUUCCCAGAUAUUUAGGAUUUUGCACUAUUAUUAAAAUACAAGUGCCUUCUGUAUUACAGGCGCUCUUCCAUAAAUAUGCAAACCCUGAUCUGGAAAAGGUGGGGUUUUUUCAUAUUAUAUGUUUCCAUUUCAAAAAACUUACUUUGUGAUGUUUCUCCCCCAAUAGCGUCAGUUCAUACCAGUGAAAAUGAAAAGCAAAGGCUUCUGGCUUUACACCAUGCAGUAUGCAGCUCUGUAUUUGGGAAGCCUGGUGGUGAUUAUCUGUCUCUCAUUCUUCCUCCUCAACUCUUGGGAUUUUAUUCCGUCUGUGUAUGGUUUCAUGUAAGUAGAACUUUCACUGGAUCUGUCCAUCUGUAAAACCACUGUCCCCCUUAAGAGCUUCUUAUUAUACUUGUGAGUUCAGAACACAAAACAGUAGAACAGUUAAAAUAUUGAAUUAAGCCCCCUGUUGUUAAAAGAUACGUAUGUUUGUUCAAUGUCGUGUUAAUUAGGGGUGAUUCAUUGCUGGGUGAAUAGUGCAACUUCAUUUAUCUGAAUUGUUUGGAAGAUAAACAGUUUGGAAGAUGGUUUGGAAGAUACUUGAUAAACAGGAGCUCAAGUAAAUUAGUGUACAGGACUAAUUAUGUAGCGCUGUUUAACUAAAGAGCAUUCAAUGAUGUUUGGAUAACAAGCAUUCAUAAGGCUGAGUUUUGUUAUAAUGGAGAUCCUGUAAAUUAAGAGAAGCUGUGUUCAAAGGCUCUUUAAGAGCAGUUGUGUGCUUCCCAUAGACAUCUGAUUGGCCACAGAGAGAACAGAAUAGUGGACUAGAUCCAGAAGGAUCAUCUUAUAUUCUUAAUUCAAGUAGUCACAAUUCCUGGAGAAAGCCAAUGUCUAAGAGGAGUUUAGAUUAUGUGUGGGUUAAACAUGGCUCAAUGUAUUAAAUGCUAACAAGAAAGGAAAAGCAAUAAACAAUACCCGAUGUUGCUCUGCUUGUUACAUCCUUUAGGUAAGCAUAGCUUCUGAUACAUAGCACAGUCAGUAGGGCAUGAGACACUUAGUAUCAGGGUCGUGGGUUUGAAGCCCACAUAAGCAAAAGGUUCCUGCAUUGCAGGGAGUUAAACUACAUGACCCACGUGAUCCCUUCCAACUCUGCAAUUCUGUUAUUCUAUAAGGAGCACUGCCUCAAAGGCACCAGUUCUUUGGACAGGUUAUACAGAAUGUGCUUGCACACAGUGGAAAGAUGAGAAGCCCCACAGCCUCCAGAUAUUUCAAUUUGAAACGUUAGAAAUGGAAAGAUGUGGAACUAAAUGUUUGUCCCCAGUGCAUUGUGUUGUUGUUGUUGUUGUUCCUCAGAGUCAUUGUUGUUUACCUAAUACAGGACAAUGGUGUUCCUUGAAUAAGCUGUUAUGACCAAUAGGUGUCACUGUUUUCCCACAGAAAUAAAUUUUCGAUUGAAAUGGAACUGCAGGUGUCAUAGUGACGAUAAUGGGGGAAAGCCUAGCUUUGGGUGGGUGGGGGAGGCAAUGCUUUGUUUAUUUUUUUAAAAAAUAUAUAGAUUGCUUUUCAAACCAAAUUGUUCCCAAAACAGUUUGCAAAUAUAUAUACAAAAAGCUAAACCACAGUGCAGUGUUAUAACUAGAUGAAAAACCAGACCUUUUAAAUAGUCCAAAGUACUGCUAAACCCAGCAGAAACUGACAUGAGUGUGGCAAAGAGAGAGAGAGAUACAGACUAGCUGCUAAAAGCAGCAGUAAAAAGAUUGAUCUUUAAGGCCUGUUUGAAAAGGAUGGAGCAAAAGGAUGGAGGUUUCCUAACUUCAUAUAGAAUUGAGUUCUAAAUUGUGAGACCACGGCCAAGAAGUCCCUGUUCCAUGUGCACAACAGCCUAUCUUUAUAGGUGGGCACCUAAGUGGGGCAUCUGAAGCAGAUUUUAAGGCGGGGAACGAGGUCCUUUAAAUAUAAGCUGGGUCUCAAACUAUUUAGGGCCUUAAAUGUCAUCACGAGCACUUUCAGUCAGGCUCAGACACUGGUAUAAUAUGGGUGUAAUAUGCUCCAGCUUCCCAGCCACAACCUGUGGGUGGGCAGUUAUAUUUUGCACCAGUAGAAGUUUCUGAACCAUUUUUAAAGGUAGUCCCAGGUCUUUGUAAUGUCUUUGUCGUUAACGUGCCGUUUUUACUCUUAAUUGUUCGUUGAUCUACUGUUCUACUAAGCUGCAUUUAUACUCCCUGAUUGUGACAUUGUGCCAUCCAUUCCAGCCUUUCCGUUCCAGACCUGACACCCAACGUCGGCCUCUUCUGGUACUUCUUUGCUGAAAUGUUUGAGCACUUCAGCCUCUUUUUCGUGUGCGUCUUUCAGAUCAACGUCUUCUUUUAUACUAUUCCCUUGUCGGUGAAACUAAAGUAAGUAGACUCUUUUACUCUUGCCUCUCUCUUUGCUGCUGCUGCUGCUUCCUCAGUUUCUGCUGGCCAGGAGUGUUAAUUUUUAAUGCUGCUGACAAAAGCUUUUGCUGCGCAAGGUAGUGUAAAACCAUCACCAGGAAUGAUCAGUGUUCUCUUCUGGAGGGGGUCUUAUUGCUCACUUUAGCUUGGCUAAUCCUUGUUGAACAUCACUAUUAUUCUUUUAGCUGAAGCUUGGUUUAACAUAAUGCUGUGCAUGUAAGAGAAAAAUGUGCUGCAUUCCGCAUAGCUGGCUUCAUGUUUCAGCCAGAACCUUUAACUGCUAUCCAUGGUGUUCACCUGGACCAUGAAGCCAUAGCAUGCUUACACAGCACAUGCAAUCCAAUUCAAAUGAGAUGGAGCAAACACACGUAAGUUUUUCUUACAUGUCUGAUGCCAUGCUUACAAUUGAGCCUUAUUUGUUGUAUAAAAGAGACUCUGCAUAUAACAGCAGAAUUAUUCAGUGUUGAGUUUGAGGUUUUAAUUUAACUCUUUUAUACGUCCUAAGGAAUAAUGGUGUAGUUAGGGUUGACAGUGCUGUGUAGCUCAAAAUAUGAUCUGCCUCCCCUGGUGAAUGCAAAUUAAAUAAAGUGACAUAAACGUUGCUUUGUAUGCAUUAUUUAUUUAUUAGAAAUGUUGUGUCUUUCAAAUAAUUUGGAGCUACAGAGGACGGAAAAGAUACGAAAGUAUGAAUGAGGUUUCAUGUGUCGCAACCUGUUGCUACAAAACUAUACACAGACUGUUUCAUCAUUUAACCUCAUCUAUUGUUAUUAUUUAGGUAUCUGUAUGCCUUUCAGGGCUACACAGCCCCUCUCAAGUGGGUGGUUUGCAAUAAAAAAAAUUAAGAUAUUAAAAUAAGACUUUCAUAAUAACAGUUCAAUCUAAAAAUCCGAGUAGUUAUAUUAUGCUUAAGAACCUAGACUGUUCAGAGUUGUUCAUGAAUGUGCCACUUUGUCAAUCUGUUUCAUGCAUCUUAUGAAAGUAUCUUGCUCGCAAAAUAAGUAAGCUGUCUCUGAGGUGCUAUCAAAGCAUUGCCAUGUUGUGUAUUGAUAUGUUGACCGUGGGUGACGGAUGUUUUGUAUUUGCAAACUAGAUGGAACAAUCCCCCUCUCCUCUUCCCACACACUUUUCCAGGGGUUCUCUCAACCCCCAGAGCCAACUUGGUGGGACAGAGGGUGCAUGUGGGGACAGAAGGUGGAAAUCCCACUGCGCAGGUGGAAGUCCUUAUGCAGGGCUUCCGCUGAUGGGACUCAGGUGAAUGCUUCCCUUUGCAGCUAUAUUUUGGCUGUAUAAACUCUGAAAAUGAAAGCUAUGAGAUAAAACUUAAGAAAUCACUAUACAUAGUUCUGCAAAUCAGAACUUAAAGUCACUGUGUUUUUUUUACUUGUCCUUGGAAGACCUGGGUUAAAAUACCCUGGCCUCAGCUGUGAAAUUAGCUUGGUAGCCUUGUUAUCUCACAGGGUGGUUGUGAAGAUAAAAUGCAAGGAUGCCUAGGAAAGGCCUAGAGGCCUAGAAACCUCCAUUAUUAAGUUGCAGACUUGGGAGAUCCAUUUUGUCCUUCUUGGUUGGAGUCAUGCCACACUCUGCCUGUCCCAUGUGCUUGCAAAGCUAAGAAUAGCAUGGAAGGGAUUCAUAUGACCCCAUGUUGUGACUGCAGUGUGAUGGCACCGUAGUCUCUCUCAGUUUGAAGGCACCGUCGUCUGUCCCUUUCACACCAUGUUUUCACUUCCCAGCAACUGUGAUCAGUCUGAUUUUGCCCAGAUAUUUCAAUCUAGUUUAAUAUCUCCUUUCCUCGUCAACUAUAGCCACAACACAUACUAUAGGCCCAGUCUCGUGUGACGUUAUUUUGAAAAGGGAUGUGAUUGCCAUUCAGUUUGUAGGCAUCAUCUUUGCCUUGUCGAAGUCAGAAGGCAGCCAUGUUUCUGCGUGCUUCUUGCACAAGGACUCCCAGCGUGAUGCAUGGGAGAUGGAGCAAUGGAGCUGAGCCAUGAAUCUUAGCGGGUGGCCUUGGGCAAGUCUCUCGGCCUAAGUUAGCUCACAGGUCACCCAGCUUGCAAUUUAUUGUAAGGAUAAAUUGGGACAGCUACAUUCACGCCACUCCUGAGUUCCUUGGUGGAAGGGUAGGAGAUUUAUUUUAUUUUUCCAUUUCCUCCAGAGAGCUCAAGGUGACAUACGUGGCUCUCUUCCUCCCCAUUUUAUUCUCCCGACAACCCUGUAAAGUAGAUAAGACUGUGAGAGUGGCUUUCAGUCAAAGUAGGGAUAAGAAAAUGUUCUGUCAGGGCAAGGAUUGCUCAUUGUUCUAUAAAAUGUUCUCCUUCCUCUCUGUGCCUGGAUAGCUCACUUGGUUAGACCAUGGUGCCGAUAAUGCCAAGGUUGCAGGUUCGAUCCCUGUAUGGGCCAGCUGCAUAUUCCUGCAUUGCAGGGGGUUGGACUAGAUGAUCCUCAGGGUCCCUUCCAACUCUACAGUGCUAUGAUUCUGUGCUAUCCUAUGCUAAAUACGUUCCAGGGGUUCCUUCAAUCCUCUGGAGAAGAUUUGGGGAUGGCACAUGGCGCUCAUUGGUGGAGGAAAGGGAGGGGAUCUGCCUUUGCACAAGCAGAAAUCCUUGUGCAAAUAUGUGGAAUACUGUCCAAUGGCUAACCCAAGGUCACCCAGUGAGCUUCAUGGCUGAUAAGGGAUUUGAACCCUCAUCUCCCAGGUCCUACUUGAAGACUUUAGCUGCUACACCACACUGGUGCAGCAGUCAGAGCUUCGUGCAUUGGAAGGGUACAGCAUAAGAGUUUGCCCCUCUCUCAGACUGUAUUGCUAGACUCUCAAGUUGUGGUGUAGGUCUUUCUGCACACAUGCACUCUGCUGCCUCUGUCGUUGUCUACACCCAAUUCUGUCCACCAUGCUUCCUUAUGCUACCAAACCUGUACUCAUGUUGAGUGCAUAUGAUGUCAUCUAAUGAAAUAAUGGUGGCAAUACGACAAAAACUCAUAGCUAGAGUGUAUAUAUCACAGGUGAGGCUAAACUAUGUCUGAAUGCUGGAAGAAGGAGGGGGGCAGAUUUUGUAUUUUAAAUACUCUUGGUGGCAGGGAGCACAAACCACAGAAGGCUAGGCUCCAUCCUGACAUGGCAGAUUUCCCCAGGCAAAGAGCUUUGAUGCAGGGAGUGUUCAAACAUUUGUUUUCCGCCCCAGUGUGAAAUGGUGCUAUCCCUGCCUAAGGGUUUUAAUUUUGCUGUUAGAAGGCCAGCUGGUUACACUGAUAGUACAGCAGCCUCUACCAUUCCUGCAGCAUCUACACCAUCCAGUUAUUUACAGCCUUUUCUGUUUCCCCCCUCUAGGGAGCACCCCAUCUUCUUCAUGUUUGUUCAACUUGCCAUAAUUUCCAUCUUCAAGUCCUACCCAACUGUGGGAGACAUUGCCCUUUACAUGGCCUUCCUUCCACUCUGGAGCCACCUGUAUCAGUGUAAGUUAUUUUGCAUUUUAUUCUUUCCCCUCCUCCAUCCCUAAUCCGGUUGUUUUUGCCCACCUUGGAAAAGUCGUUAGUGACUGCCGUUCCUUGUUGGAAAGUGAGUGGAAAGCGUUUAAAAGUAGCAUUUAAAACGACAGAGGAAUGAUUCAGCCAAAGUUCUAAGACCUUUUGAUUUCAGUAGGAGAGAACCAAGCACAUGCUUAUCUUUCCCAGUGAGAUCAAUGGAAUUCAAAAGUGAUUCGUUUGUGCUGAUCUAAAAUUGGACCGGAGUGUGUAUGUGUGUGUGUUGCAGCUCAGAGCUCUGGCAUUUCAUCAUUCUGGCUGUUCAGCUGCAGCUUUGCAAUUGACACUUGCUCUUCUUCUUUCUCCCUCCCUGUAUGUAUGCAGACUGAGAAUAAAUCAUUCUUCAAGAUGGCUUUAAUUGCCUGCUGUGAUGACGUUGACAAAUUCUAGUGAUCCAGCCUCCUUUCACAACAGGAAGCAUUUGUUUUUCUUCCUGGAGUGACUUGCUUGGGGGCAGGUGUUGUAAUCUCAAUCGUUCAGCUGUGGCUGACUGUGUUUUGGAUUAAGAAUUUAACCUGUUUCUUUUUUAGUUCACUUUUGAGUUCAGCCCGGCUACUCAAGCAAUUUUGGUAGGAUCAAGUAUCAUGAAAUCUACUGAUAAUUAGUUUCAUCAGAAUGCAUACAAAGAAUUUUCAAAACCUCCCCCCCCCCCCCAGUUUUACUUUAAAAGUGUUUAAACUGGUUUUGUCAGUGAAUCGCCUUGGGAACAUUUUUUUGUUAAAAGGCGCUAUAUCAAUACCAGAAGCAAGUAAGUAAAUUGAAACGCUUAACCAACAACCAACAUUAGUUAUGGGAAUUGUCUUGUGCUGGCAUGACUAGUGUGUCUGAAAAGUAAAAAAGGAAAUGCUCUGCAAAAGCUAUACAAAAUGUUUCAUUGUAUUUUAAGACGGGAAAAGUUUGGUCCAAAUUUAGCUUUCCAUUCAAUCCCCAUCUUUAUUUAUCUUCCAGGGUUAUUGCUUAGACUUUUUGUAUGUUGCACCUGCUCAAAUAAAAAACGUGGAAGCGAUGGGGUGGUGGCAUUGGGAAAUGAGUGCAGAAUAAGCCUGUCAACGCUUUCAUGUGACACAGGAAUUGCAGUUAAUUAUUUAUUCUAACUAGAGGGAUUUCUAUAGCAGCUGUCUCUGGAACAACCCUCUAAAUUAGUAUCUGCCACCCCAUUGUAGUUGGUGUGGUACAAUGCCAAGGACUCAUUAGUAUACCAGCUAACCACUUUUAAUGACGCCUCUGCUUUUUGUUGCAGUCCUCCGGAAUGUCUUCAUCCUUUCCUGUGUGCUCAUUGUUUGCUCCCUGCUCUUCCCGGUUUUAUGGCAUCUCUGGAUUUACGCAGGAAGUGCCAACUCAAAUUUUUAUUACGCCAUCACUUUGACGUUCAACGUAGGACAGGUUAGUAAAACAAGGUGGUGGGUGAGGUUUAAGUAGCCCUCUUUUAAGUUCCUUGUAAUAGAUUUUGUACUGGACACAGAAAUAAAAUAUCAUAGGAAUCUUGGCAUUACAGCAAUAGGCUAGAAAGUGUGUGUGCAUGCAUGUGUGUGUGCGCAUGCGCAUGUGUAAUAUCUAGUGAAAUCUCCAGAGUCGGAGGGGGAUUGUUAAGUUGCCUCACACAGUUCCAUGCCUGUCCCAUGGGCCGGAGCUUAGUUGGAGAAUAUCUCCUUUGUAUACAGAAGGUCCCAGAUUCAAACCUCGGCAUCUCCAGGUAAAGUCUGGAGGGGCACUUGUCUUAAAUCCUCAAGAGUUGCUGCCUGUGCCAGUUUUGACAAUACUAAGUGGACCGAUGGUCUGUCUCAGCAUGAAGCUACUUCCUAAAUUCCUAUAUAAUGCCUGGAAUAAAUUUAAUAAUAAUAUAGUCAGGUAUGCUCAGUUUGCAUAAUUUAUUCAUGUUUUCUUGGCGCAUAUUUUAUGUUUAAUGAAGACAGGGCUGCCUAGCUAGCAUCUUACCUUUGAAAAGUGAUUUGUCAAAAUGUGUUCAUGUUGUGUGUUUUGUCCUGCAUCUCCUGUCUCUCUUUUGGUCCCAGAUCUAUAUGGCAUAAGAACAAAAAUGGGGAAGUGUAACUGCAGGAUCUUGUUAUCUGAAUGCUCUUCUUGUACAUUCUGAUUUGGGGCAUGGCAGCUUAGAAAAGCAGUUGUUUCCCUUGUUAUAGGUGGAUUUUUCGAUUUGGCUUGCUAGCUCCCUGGACCCAUCUGCUCUUAUCUGGCUCACCACAUUUCACUGUGCAGCCAGGAGUGCUCCACUAUUACUAAAUGUUGGGUCACCAGGAAUGGGAAGGGGCACCGCAGCAAUCUUGCAAUUGCUUUAGAUCUCCUUCUUAGCUGUAUUGCUCACUGUGCUGGAGUGUUCUGUAUCAGAGAUUCCGAAUUUCCUUUGCAUUAAGCAGAUUUUGCUAUGAACUAGUAGGGAGCGGAGUAUUACAGAUGUGACUGUGGGCCUCCCAUGAUUUGUGCAUCCUUGCAUGGUAUGUAAGCUAAUGCCAAAGGGGUGUCACAUAGUCAUCUUUUGUUCUCCUUGUGCUCAGUACGUCAAGGUAAUAAUCCACUUCAGUGGAGAUUUUGGCUUCUAGACUAGGUCUCCUGUUACUCCAUCUGUCUACUUUAAUUGUAUAUUUCAUCAUUUGAAGCAACGCCCCUCUCCAAAUUUCAUCGUUGCAUCUAUUUCUGUUCCAACAAAAACAAUUAAAUUUCUCCCUGUUGCUGAUCUCCUGUUAGCUUCAAGAUAAUUUCUUGCAAAACAGUUUGGUUUGAUUUUUCUCCUGAAAGGUAUUAAAUGUUCAUUUUAAUCUUAAAAGGGACAUAUAGUUGCUUUGCCAGUCUCUGGGGUUGGCAAAUUGGUCAUUUGCACUGAGCAUUCUUCUAACUUGGGCCUGCUUAGGGGGGAAAAAGCUGAUAUAUUAAAGAAAUUAGAAUAAAAACUGUUGUGAGUGUUUGGUACAAAGGCAGAGGAGAUCGUUAGAAAUUCAUCACUUUCAGGAACCUCACUGGAGAGCAAUAGGCCCUGAGAUACUUAUCCAAACUGCAGCUUUAAAGAUAUGGGGUAAUUAGUGAAACAACAAUUUUUCUGCAGUCCCUAACUGAUAUGUUAUAUACAUACCACAGAUUGUUAUAUACAUACUCUGAUCAACCUAGUUAAAUUUAAUUGAACUGCAUAUUGUGUGCAUGAAUCUUGUCAAUACCAGUAUUUAGUGAAUGUGUGGGACUUACUGUCUGAUAACUUUUACACUAGAAUUUCUAACUUGAAAAGACAAAAAUGACUGUGUUCCUCCAUCCCUAAACUGCCUAUGACAUAGGCUUAGAAAUAGCAAGAUUGCAACGCAGAGUGAAUUCAGUGUAUACUUGUCCACUUUUUAUUAGCUUUGUGGUGUCUUUUUUAAAGCAUUUACAUUGGUGCCUCGCAAGACGAAAUUAAUCCGUUCCGUGAGUGUCUUCGUCUAGCGGUUUUUCGUCUUGCGAAGCAACCCUAUUACCCGCUUAGCGGAUUAGCGCUAUUAGCGGUUUAGCGGCUAUUAAAGGCUUAGCAGCUUAGCGGCUUAGCUGCUAAAAGGCUAUUAGCGGCUUAGCGGCUUAGAAAAAGGGGGGGAAAGCGAAAAAAAAAUCUCAAGACUCGCAAGACAUUUUCGUCUUGCGAAGCAAGCCCAUAGGGAAAUUCGUCCUGCGAAGCAACUCAAAAACGGAAAACCCUUUCGUCUAGCGGGUUUUACGUCUUGCGAGGCAUUCGUCUUGCGGGGCACCACUGUAUUGUCUUUGUAACCAACUUGGUCUCCAGUGGUUCUUGCUUUAGAUGCAAGAGGUUCUGGGUUUGAAUCCCAUAUGGGACCUUGAAUUGGAAAAAAAGAGGGUCUAAACUUCUAGAAUUUGGGGAGGGGCCAUAGAGCACAUACAUUGCACACUAAAGGAUCCCUGGAAUCUUCAUUUGUGUUGCGAAAGGCUCCUACUUUAAACCCUGGAGAACUGUUGCCAGACAGUGCCUAUGCUACUAAGCUACAAGACAGCGUCCCAUGGUCAUUGCAAAUAUAGCUAGCGGGUUUCUUAACAAAUUAAAACAGAAGUGCUCUGAGGACCAGUAUGAGCCUGCAGGCUGGACAGAAGUAUUUGGGAAGCUGUGCAUUCCAAAUCCAAUUGCAAGAGUCAUAAGUUGUUUCUGCCACUAUUCUUCAUCUCCUCUAGCAGCCUGAGCCUAGAUAUGCUUCCGCAGUUCAGUGGGGAUAUUUUCCAAGGAGAGUGUACCUUGGAUUUCAGCCUAAGCCGCAGUCCUUCACUUUGUCCAGUAUGUCUAAGGCAGGGUUUCCCAAACUUGGGUCUCCAGCUGUUUUUGGACUACAAUUCCCAUCAUCCCUGACCACUUGUACUGCUAACUAUCAACCUCCCAUCAACCUCUGGGGAUCAAUAUUGACCACUUUGGGAAACCUUGAUGUACACAGAAGGCUCCAGGUUUCCAUGCAGAAGGUCCAGGUUCUCUAGGUAGCACUGGGAGAGUUUCCCAGCACAAAUCCAGAAAUGCUGCCAUCAGUCUGUGGAAACAGCACUAAAGUAGAUGCUCUGAUUCGGGAUAAGGUAGCUUCCUAUGAAGACUUUUGUGAGCCUUCAGCUGCAGUCUGGAGUUGUGCAGUCCACACUGGUCUAUCAUCUCAUCUGCUGUUUGUGUAAACUAGUUGAGAGUGUUAGGUUUUGAAGUUCAAAUCCCCAUUCAGAGUCACUCCAUACUGUAUGUGACUGAUGACUACUUUAUCCCUUCACCGCUUGUCCCUAAGGUUUCCGGGAAUCCACAUCUCCUCUUCAUCUUUUGAGUUUAACCAUGGAAGACCUGCAGUAUAUAAAUAUGGAGUGACUUACAGCUGGAUAUAUUUAGGUCAGGGAUGGGAACCUGUGGCUCCCAUCAGCCCCAGCCAGCAUGACCUCUGUUUGUGUUUAAAAGUGUACCUUGGAAAUUGCAAGCUUUUUAGGUCCUCUUGGUUUCUUUUGCUUGAGUAGAUGGUUUUCUGCACAGAUGGUUACUUUCAGUCUCCUUCAUGCAGAGUGACAGGUGUGCUGUCUUUUUGAAUAUUAAUUGCAAGAGGAAGAAUUGGGUCAAAAUGAAAUGCUCCAGGGGUCAGGUGCACAGCACACUGGAAGCCAUUAAAACAUUUGCUGCUGUGUUGGAGAAAUAUAAGGUGCCUAUGUUCUGAACGCAAACAAGUGUGGGGGACACAAUUCUGUCCUGUCCACUCCCCAAGCUCUCAGCCUUCAUGCUUCUUUUGCUGGUGUGGACAGUAGCAGCCAACUGUAGCAGAAAGGGUUAGUGGAAAGGGUGCUGAUAAAUUUUUAUAUUUAAAAAAAAUUGCUGGAAUAUGUUGGCUGAAUGCAUACGUGGUUUCUAUUAGACCUUGCUCUCUCACAAACUAUGAUGCGACAAUAUAUUUAUUCAUAGAAUCAUAGAGAUGGAAGGGACCCAAAGUCAUCUAGUCCAUCUCCUUCAAUGUAGGAAUCUCAGCUAAAGCAUCCAUGACAGAUGACCAUCCAAUCUCUGCUUAAAAACCUCCAAGGAAAGAGAGUCCACAACCUCUUUUGGGAGUCUGUUUCACUGUCACACAGCUCUUACUGUCAGAAAGUUUUUCCGAAUGUUUAGUCGGAAUCUCUUUUCUUGCAACUUGAAGCCAUCGGUUCGAGUCCUACCCUCCAGAACAGGAGAAAACAAGCAUGUGACAGCCUUUUAGAUAUUUGAAGAUGUCUAUCAUAUCUCCUCUCAGUCUCCUCUUUUCCAGGCUAAACAUGCCCAACUCUUUCAAGUGCUCCUGGUAAGGCUUAGUUUCCAGACCCUUGAUCAUCUUGGUUGCCCUCUUCCACACAUGUUCCAGCUUGUCAACAUCCUUCUUAAACUGUGGUGCCCAGAAUUGGAUACAGUAUUCCAGGUGUAGUCUGACCAAGGCAGAAUAGAGUGGUACUAUUACUUCCCUUGAUCUGGACGCUAUACUUCUGUUGAUGCAGCCUAGAAUAGCAUUACCUUUUUUUGCUGCUGCAUCACACUGUUGACUCUUGUUAAGCUUGUGGUCCACCAAGACCCCUAAAUCCUUUUCACAUGUACUGCUAGUAAGCCAGGUGUCCCCCAUCCUAUAUUUGUGCAUCUGGUUCUUCCUGCCUAAGUGCAGAAUGUUACAUUUCUCCCUAUUGAAAUUCAUUUUGUUAGCUUGUGCCCAGUUCUCCAAUCUGUUAAGGUCAUUUUGAAUUCCCCCAGCUACACUUUGAUAUGUCACUGAGUUCUAAAAAGAAAAGGCAUUUAAGGAGGAUUGUUUAUAGUGCUUCUUCUGAAGAAAUUAAUCUUCCUAGGAAAUCAGGACAUUGGGUAGCCUUACAGGUCAGGAGUUGCUGGUCUCUUUCAGCCUGAGGGUUGCAUUGGUUGUUAGCCACAGCAUCUACGGCAGCUCUUCUCAGAACAGAUUGAGCAUUCCAGAAUAAAAUUGUUAAGAUAAUGCAUCAUUGUUGGGUUUUUCCUUACUGCUUCAACACACAAUCUGGCUAUUCUUGAGUAGCUUUAACACCCUUUUGUUACUGGUAAUGUUUUUUAUGGUUUAAAAGCCUUACUGCUAUGCAGGUUGGCUUGUGUCUAUAAUAGUUCAGUAAAUAUAAACCAAAUAAACAUUGAUAGUGUAAAGUACAGCAUGUCUUGGUCUGGAUGUGCAGCCAUUUUGUUCCGAAUGAAUCAGGUGUCACUCCUGCCUGUGUUUUCUUCUCUUCCCCUGCAGAUCUUGCUCAUCUCAGACUAUUUCUACGCCUUCCUGCAGAGGGAGUACUACCUCACUCACGGAAUCUACUUAAUUCGAAAAGACAGGACAGACCCCAUGCUGGUUCUCAAAUAAAGUUGGCAUCUGAUGCGACUAUGGGAACAGACAACGGAUGAUACUUGGGGAGGGGUGGGGAGAUACCUUUUUUUGCGUAUGGUGAACGGGCUCCUGUUUGGGGAAUAACCAAUUCAGUGCUGGUACAAAGCGUGAUGCAGAGAGCAUGAGAACGGGUUGAACAGCCCACCUGGGUGGCCCACAGCCGCAUCAGAAUCUUCUUGUCACCGCUGCGAAUGUCACUCAUCAGUUCUGGAUAAUUCCUCAGGACUUGAUGAAAUGCAUUUGAACUGACACCAAGGAGGGGUCUUGCAUCCAGGCAAGUGACAAGGCCAUGGGUGGUGAUUUUUUUUAUUAUUAUUAUUAUUUCUUGGGGAAACUCCUGGGAAUUUUCUCCUUGAGGAAAGGAAUAACUUCAGCAAGCAUUUAUUUGGUUCCUCUUGCUGCUCUGCUUCCAUUGCUUGAAUUGGCAGCUCGUCUGCCUGAUGUACAGGGAUCCUUGCGCCCUCGGGAGAGAAUGGGCAGCUACUCUUGGACACUUAUUCUCCUUGCACUGAUACUGGAGACUGGGAGGCCCCAAGUAUUCUGUGUGCAGUUUGGUGCUCUGGACAAAUGGUCAGUUUGAUGUGCGUCAGAGUGGAGCUGCCCAGUGGAAGCAGCCUGGGAGUCAUGGAGAUUUGCAUUCCGCUGCUUGUAACCCAGGUAUUCGGAGGACGUUUGGUGGAAUCACCAGGUGGAUCAAACUUGUUCACUUUUCUUUAAUGGGGAAACACUAUGGACAUGCAAAUGAAUCAUUCAUGUGCAGUCUUACGAAAAUGAAAAUUAAGAGUUACAGAAAACCCAAAGUGAAUGCAUAUUGACCAGAGAGGUCAUGGCUGGGCUACAUAAUCCAUUCAGCUUUUAAGAUUCAUAGGAAAAUUAUUCUUCCAAGCUCUUCCCAACCUAAGAUUUGAGGCCAGAAAGCACAAAAGUGGGAGCGCUGUUAAUGGAAUGUUUGGGCCCAACAGUAGUUAUAACCAUUACAUAUUCUACCCAAAGUGUUACUGUUUUAGUAGGAGAAGCAGUAAAUUGUGACUGUAUUAGAAAAGCAGCUAUGCAAAAAUGGCUACCCCAUCCCACCCGCUUUUAAUGCUUGUGUGUUCAGUUGGUUCACUUCCCUUCAGUAACCAAGAGACAGGUAUUUUUGUUUGGAGAUGGCUGCUAUUUUUAACUCUUCUAGCCCAGCACAGCUACGGCUAGUUUCUUUCUCUGACAUUUUAAUUUUACCAAUGGUGUGGUUCCCUCACCGGGUAGCCAAACGAGACCCAGCCAAACUCCUAAAGCCCAGAAGAGGCCCAGUGACAAAACCACUCCACCUUUAUAACUAUAAGCAGAAGAGAUUAAUUUCAGACCCACUGAAUCUGCAAUUUAAUGUGCCCUCUGUCUUUUUUCUUUCUUUCUUUUUUUUUGCAAAGUUGCUCCACAGGCUAUAGCUUCCUUUCUCUUACAGUGUAUUAAAGCAAUCUUUCAGAAGGGAUUUUUUAAAAAUAAAAAUAAAAAAGCUUGCCUUAUU
Molecule: messenger RNA, 29985 nt
Organism: Podarcis lilfordi (Lilford's wall lizard)
Lineage: Eukaryota; Metazoa; Chordata; Lepidosauria; Squamata; Lacertidae
Source: the annotation of a GenBank genome assembly